Neopelma chrysocephalum (saffron-crested tyrant-manakin) is the source of this 1407-nucleotide messenger RNA. Its product is annotated as GRAM domain-containing protein 2A-like. Lineage: Eukaryota; Metazoa; Chordata; Aves; Passeriformes; Pipridae. The transcript is spliced from 10 exons. Bases 23 to 1000 code for a protein of 325 amino acids. The record is from RefSeq and is a predicted model, not a curated record.
CGCACCGUCGGGCUCGUCCCUCAUGCCGGGGAAGCUGAGGCGCAGCGUCCGGGGGGUGCUGGGGGAGAAGCAGUGGCAGAGCCUGGAGGAGACGGGAAGCGCCCGGCUGGGGCAGCCCAAGCUCGCCAGAUCCAAGACUUAUGACCCCUCCUGCAAGGACACAGGGCAGGCGGCCACAGGCGGGGAGGGACCCCCAUCCCCCGCGCUGAGCAAACGGGACGGCAGCUACCGCCGGGCCUUCGGGGAGCUCGCCGGGAGGGACGCGCUGCUGGGCUGCUUCUCGUGCGCCUGGCAGAGAGAGGUGCCCUACCACGGCCGCCUCUACGUGUCCUCCCGACACGUCUGCUUCCACUCCAGCCUCCUGCUCAAGGACAUCAAGGCCGUGAUCCCCGUCGCCUCCAUCUCAGCCCUCAAAAAGACCAACACGGCGCUGCUGGUGCCCAACGCGCUCAGCAUCCGCACGGCCCAGGGGGAGAAGUUCCUCUUCGUGUCGCUGCGCCAGCGAGAGGCCACGUACCAGCUCCUGAGGUCGGUCUGCAAACAGCUGCAGGACAGAGGCCAGAGCCCUCGGAACUCGGUGAACAACGAGGGAACCCCUGAGAAGACUCUGACCUCGAGCGAGUCGGACCCGGAGCAGAGCACCCCGGAGCCCAACAGCCUCCACGAGUGCCUGGAUGAACCAAGCCCGAGGCCAAGGGAAGCAGAGGAGGAGGAUGACAAGGUGGCCCUGCUGACCCCCAGCAGCAGCAAACGGGUGCCCUGGGCAGGGACACGCAGCCUCUGGGGGGAACCCCACACCAUGCUCUGGUCCCAGGCCACUGCACUCUGGUCCCGGAUGAGCCCCCAGCUGAACCAUUUUAACAUCAUCAUCACCAUCUACCUGCUGCUCAUGGUGGCCUUGCUGGUGUCCUCGGGGUACAUCGGGCUGCGCAUCAUGGAGCUGGAGCAGCAGUUGGCAUUUGCAGGGGCUCAGCCACGCCCCAACCCACCACAGCAGUGAGUGACCAGGGGUGGGGGGCCUUCUGUGCCCAGCAGAGACCCCCCUCAGUCUGCCUCCCCCUGCCCAGGUACAAGAACACGUGAGGCCAGUGAGGACCCACCGUCAUCGAUGCCCUGGACAGGGGGCACAGGGGCUGCCCCAACCCCUUCCUCUGCCUCUCAGGGGGCUCCAUCACCAAGUGCCUUCCAGCUUCCCAUGGUGCCUGGGAAGCCCAGAGGGGGUGUGGGGCUCUGUCUCGCUCCCCCUGUGUCUCCCACCCUGAGCUGCAGCAGGAGGGAACCCAGGGAGUCCCAGGGGUUCCAUGAGCAGCACAUGGGGAGGGGUUGGGGCCACCUCAUACCCAGCCCUCCCUGCCCAGCAGGGGCAGGCAGAGGGGCUUGGGCCCAGGCAACGCAGGGGCAAAGAGA